This is a messenger RNA of Parnassius mnemosyne (clouded apollo), 1155 nucleotides long. The record is from the annotation of a GenBank genome assembly. NCBI's taxonomy places the organism in Eukaryota, Metazoa, Arthropoda, Insecta, Lepidoptera, Papilionidae.
AUGAGUUUACACAAAGCAAGAAUCAAAGCGUUUGAAGAUAUUUUGGAGCAGGAUGUUAUUGAUUUUGAAGUGUUACAAAAGUUGGCUUUCAAUGGUGUCCCGGAUGAUAAAGGUCUGCGUUCAUUAGUAUGGAGAAUAUUGCUGCGUUAUUUGCCAAAAGAAAAAUCUGCAAGAGAGUCAACACUCAUAAAGAAAAGGCAACUGUAUAAACAAUUCAUAGAUGAGAUCAUAGUAUCGCCUGGGGGCCCAUCUGAUCAUCCUCUUAAUAUAAGCCCUGAUAGUUCAUGGAGUACUUAUUUUAAAGAUAAUGAGGUUUUGUUACAAAUUGAUAAAGAUGUACGGAGGCUGUGUCCUGACAUUUCCUUCUUUCAAUCUGCAACAGAAUUUCCCUGCCCAGAGAUAGUUAAUAGCAAUGGAGUGAAGCGUUUGCAUAAGCGUGUGGAACAGUCUGUUUUAAAAUAUUCCACUUUAGAGAGACGUGGCCUUGGUGUAGCAAAGCUCAGCAAUGAAAUACGUCGGUCGGAGAGUAUCACAAGUGGAGACUACGCUCCUUUGAAUGAGGGAUGUGAAGCACAUUGGGAGGUUGUGGAACGAAUGUUGUUCCUAUAUGCUAAGCUGAACCCUGGACAAGGUUAUGUGCAAGGAAUGAAUGAGAUCAUAGGGCCCAUAUACCACACAUUUGCUAUAGACACUAAUAAGGAAUAUCGCCAGCAUGCAGAAGCUGAUUGUUUCUUUUGCUUCACUAAUCUCAUGGCGGAGAUCCGAGAUUUCUUCAUCCGGACGUUAGACGAGACGGAAAGUGGGAUCAACUAUAUGAUGUGCAAGUUAAGCGAUUGCGUCAAGAAAAACGAUCGAGCCGUUUGGGAUCAACUGGAAAGACAGGAGUUACGGCCUCAGUACUAUAGCUUCAGGUGGCUAACAUUAUUGUUGUCUCAAGAAUUUUCUUUGCCAGACGUCGAGAGAAUAUGGGACUCUUUAUUCGCCGAUAGCCAAAGAUUUGACUUCCUUAUUUAUAUCUGCUGUGCCAUGAUUUUGUUAGUAAGAGAAAACCUACUGAACGGUGAUUUCGCGUCCAACGUAAAAUUGCUGCAAAAUUUUCCACCGAUGGAUGUUUCCUUGAUCUUGAAUAAAGCAGUAGAAAUUUCUAAUAGGUAA